AUGCUCUUAAGAGAAGAUACAUUACCAGACAUAGGACUAGCCACGUUUGAAACAAAUCCAGAACCCAAAUCAACAGUUGCCUCGCCAGAACCCAGAACCGGAGAAGCUGAGGAUGACGAACCAUAUGGGUCAAGUGUGUUACAACAGUCAGUUUUCGGAGUUCGUCCUGCUCUUAGACAAACCAAAGCAUUCCCAGGAUUUGCCAAAAGAUUCAAUUCUUCGCAGGUUGCCAGUGCAACUACCAGCAGCACCAAUGGCACUACCGAGACGGUCAGCGAGCUAGCAGCAUCAGCAGGUUCAGCUAUCCAAACCGAGAUUGCUCCUAUUGUACAAAGUGCCAGUGAGACAAUUCAAGCCGUGGUUGAUACAGUGAGUCCAGAUCAGAUUGGAUAUUUCCAGUCGGUGGGAUUGGCACAGAGCUGGUGGUGGCCUCCUGGCAUGUUCCAACAUAUUUUCGAGAUCGUCCAUGUGAGCACGGGACUUCCUUGGUGGGCUACUAUUGCCAUGGUCACAGUGGGUAUGAGAGCAGUGAUGUUUCCCAUGUAUCUCAAGGCAUCUAACGCCACGGCCAAAAUGACAGCCCUAAAGCCCGAGUUGAACAGACUUAUGAAAGACUAUACCAAUAGCGACGACCCGAUUGCGGCACAAAAGACAUUAAUGGAACGUAAGAAAUUGAUGUUGGCACACAAUGUUAAGACUUCACACUUGUUACUUCCUAUGGCAUCAGUGCCAUUUUUCAUUGGCGUGUUUUCUGCACUUAAUGGCAUGUCUAAAGUGCCAGUUCACGGACUCACGAGCGAAGGAGCUCUAUGGUUCACAAACCUGGCAGCUGCUGACCCAUAUGUCGGUUUGCAACUCAUCACAGCAUUGUUCUAUGCCACGACAUUCAAACUCGGAGGAGAGACCGGUGCUAAUACCAUGUCGCCAGCCAUGAAGAAGAUAUUCACAUACAUGCCAUUGAUCGCAGUUCCCAUGACCAUGUCACUUCCAGCAUCUGUGUGUAUGUACUUUGCACUCAACGGUGUUCUUUCAGUCGGCCAGACAUUCCUUCUUCAAAACAAAACGUUCCGAAACAAAGUAGGACUCGCACCCAUUGUCAAGCCCGCCAUGAACCCCGAAGACAACCUGUCCAUCAUGGAAACCCUCAAACAGAGCUUCGAAAAGACCAAACAGCGUGCCGAAAAGGCCCAGCGCGAAGCCGAGCGCGAACUGCGUCUCAAAAAAGAAAAAGAGGCCGAAGAGCGAUCGAAAUACGUGCAGUUCACCAAAAAGCCCCGCAAAUAG
Molecule: messenger RNA, 1284 nt
Organism: Sugiyamaella lignohabitans
Lineage: Eukaryota; Fungi; Ascomycota; Dipodascomycetes; Dipodascales; Trichomonascaceae
Gene: OXA1
Product: Oxa1p
Exons: 2
Coding region: 1-1284 (427 amino acids)
Biological process (GO): protein insertion into mitochondrial inner membrane from matrix; mitochondrial respiratory chain complex IV assembly
Cellular component (GO): mitochondrial inner membrane
Molecular function (GO): membrane insertase activity
Source: RefSeq, a predicted model, not a curated record